UUGGCAAUGCCCAACUCUGCCAUCUCCCCCCUGCUUAACUCUUAACAAUAUUGCUAGUCAACAAAGUAGAGCUUCUCCUCGAUCGUUCAUGGCGUGCAUCAAAUUAAAUCUCAACGUAGACGUCAAUAAGGGCCUAAGCGGGCUCAAGGCGACGCUGCGACUGGGUAGGCCGAAAUCUGGCACCGAGAAAUUGGAAAAGGAAAUGACAAGAUUGAGAUGCAAAAGAGACGACAUCAAAAACCAGAUCAAUGAGGCGGAGCGUGAAGGGAAAAUUCCGACCAACGAAGUGAGCCAGUGGCUACGAGAGGUGGAGAUAUUGGAAGGCAAAGUGGCUGACAUCGACCAGGAUUUCCAAAGCAUGAUCCACUGCUGUGUUUCGUUAGGUUGCUUCAGUUGCAAUUGUUUCAAUCGAACUGGCGGCUCGUCGAGUAACCCAACAGAAGCUUUUGCUGCAAAUAUUCAAGAGGUCGAAGAAAACGCUGCCACUGAUCAAACACAGCAAGCAGGAGAUGAUGUCCCCAUCAGAGAGUCAUCAAACUGCUGCUCCAUCAUCCGGAGAGCGGCGAAGAAACUCGACGAGGCUAAUGAAUUGAUGAGCCGAGCUGGUGCCCUGGAUCCGAUUGCCACAGUUGGGCCUCCAGAACCGACCCUGAUGCUUCCCAUCUCACACCGAUCGCCUGUUGGGAUCGAGUCGUAUGUGGAGGACAUUGUGGGCUACGUCGAUGGUGGAGAAGGCAACAUCAUAGGCAUCUACGGAAUGGGCGGUAUCGGUAAGACCACCAUGUUGAAGAGGAUCCAACAACACUAUCUUCUUAAGCAUACCAUAUUUGAUCGCGUCAUUUGGGUUGUGGCCUCCAAAGACUGCCAAUUGAAAAGGCUCCAGAUGAAUAUUGCUAAGAGUCUAGGCCUACAGACACUGCAAGAGAAUGACGAUGAACAAACCUGUGGUGAUAAGCUGUUUAGUUUCUUGAAGAACAGGAACUGCUUGUUGCUUCUCGAUGACAUUUGGGAACACGUGGAUCUUCAACUAUUGGGAAUGGCACACUCAGCUAUUGAGCAAGGCCAGCAGCAGCAGCCGCGUAAAGUUGUGGUGUUCACGACCCGCAGUGAGAUAGUGUGUGCACAAAUGAAAGCAGAAAAGAAAACCAAAGUCAAAUGUCUCGAUUCGGAUCAAGCAUGGAAACUCUUUGAGCAAAACAGCGAUGGGGAUGUUCUCAGCUCAGAUGCUGGAAUUAAGUUCGUUGCUGAAGAACUUACUAAAGAAUGUGCAGGCCUUCCGCUCGCUCUUGUCACCGUUGCUCGUGCCAUGUCAGGGAAAAGGUCUUGGGAAGCUUGGAACGAUGCUCUCCAUCAAAUAAGAGAUAAACAUGAGUGGACAACCAUUGCACUUCCGGAAGAUUCACUCGUCAUGUAUAAAGCCUUCAAGCUGAGCUACGACAGUUUAGAGAAUGACUCCGUAAGAGAAUGCCUCUUGUGUUGCGCUUUAUGGCCUGAAGAUUAUGAGAUAUUCAAAUUCUCUAAGUUGAUACCGUGUUGGAUAGGUUGCGGCAUAAUCCAUGAAUUUAAUGUGAUCAAUGAAGCUUUCGCCAAAGGCUACUCCCAUCUGGAAGCUCUCGGGGCUGCAUCCUUGCUAGAGAAAUGUGAUUCGGACUAUGUCGUAAAGAUGCACGAUGUCAUCCGAGACAUGGCACUGUUGAUGGUUUCUGGGUUGAAGGGGAACAAAAGAAAAUGGAUUGUAAAAGCAGGAAUCGGGUUGAGUGAUUUGCCUAGACAAGAAGAAUGGCAAGAAGCAGAGCGAGCAUCCUUCAUGAUAAAUGAGAUUACUUGUUUACAGGAGUAUGGAGCUUCCACUUUUCCAAAACUUUCUAUGUUGAUUCUCCAUGGGAACCAAAACCUGAAAACAAUUCCUCCGAGUUUAUUCGCAAGCUUGCCCCGUUUAACAUACUUGGAUCUCAGUGAUUGUUGUAUAACAGAGCUUCCCAAGGAGAUUUGUAGCUUAACUGAGCUUCAAUAUUUAAACUUGUCAGAUAAUCAUAUUAUAAGAUUGCCGAUUGAAUUUGGUUGCCUUAGCAAAUUAGAGUACUUGUUUCUAAGGUAUACUGGUCUUGAGACAGUACCCAAUGGGACGAUAGCCAAUUUAUUAAUGCUCCAGUGGCUGGAUAUAAGAGGCAUUCCUCUUGCGUCUGAUUGGUGGUGGGAUGAGUUAAAAUGUUACAAAGGACGCCACCAAUUAAGUGUGGGAAUUCACAUUAAUGCUACAACAGAUAACAUUGAGCGACUCAACAUGCUACCAUUAAAUGUCUCCAUAUGGGAACUCAUUUUGGAUGGAGAGCAUAUUUCAAAACUUCCAAGCUACGAUCUGGGCACUCCACAGUGGGGCUGUAGGGUAAGUGACAAGCUUGAGUUUUUGUACGUUACAAGAGUCAGAUUAGACAGAUUAGUGUUGGCUGCAGGCGUGGGUCGCGAAUCAAGUUUAGGAUGUUUAAAGAGGCUCGAUUUUCAUUUCCUAACCCUAUUGGAAGUGAUUUCAUUGAAUAGAGUUCGGCUCAACAACCUUCGUGAACUAAUUAUUUUUGGAUGUCUUAUGUUGAAGGAUGUUUCUUGGGUUCUCCAACUGCCAUGCCUUAAUUUUCUACAGAUAAGAUAUUGUCGAGAAAUGAAGGAACUAAUAAGUGAGUCAGGGAACUCUAACUCCAUCACUAUCUCUAGCAUCCAGACCUUGGUUUUGGACAACAUGUCAAACCUCAAUCGCAUUGCAAACCGACCGCUCCAUUUUCCCUACUUGGAAUACAUAGACGUGAAAGAUUGCCCAGAGCUCAAAAAAUUAUCAUUUGGGGUUGAAAUGUUGAAGAACAGAAUAAAAAGGAUUCGCGGGGAAGAUGAUUGGUGGAACAACUUGGAUUGGGAUGACGUGAGUAUCAAGGAUUCCCUGACUCCUUGUUUUAGGCCACCAAUUUCGGAAUGAAGCAUGGACCUUUUGGCCAAGGAGGCUAUAAGGCGUUCACUAUUUGAAUCGUCGACAACGGUCACAUUGUUGGAUUCUUUGGUUGGUUGGACGUUAUUUAAAUUUGAUUGAUGAUUCCUAGCUUGUUAAUUUGACAUCGCUUUAAUGUUUUAAAAUUUGAUCAUUGAUAUUGUCUUCUUAA
Molecule: messenger RNA, 3146 nt
Organism: Zingiber officinale
Lineage: Eukaryota; Viridiplantae; Streptophyta; Magnoliopsida; Zingiberales; Zingiberaceae
Product: probable disease resistance protein At1g61300
Exons: 3
Coding region: 89-2965 (958 amino acids)
Molecular function (GO): protein binding; ADP binding; ATP hydrolysis activity
Source: RefSeq, a predicted model, not a curated record